AUGUUAACUUUAGAGGAUAUUUGCCAUGGCUAUGGCCUUCUUAUUGGCCUGACGUCCUACCGUCUGGUCAAUGGUAGAUAUCAACAAACGAGGAUAACCCAGGCAUAUGCCCUCAUCAUGAACGUGGUCGUCAUCUGUACUUUGCCAUUUGUUUUCUGGGAUAUAGCCAAUGGAGUUAGGUUAGGGCCCUGGCUACCCGGAAAGAUGGACAUUGUUCCGUUUGUUCUUUACAUUGUCGACUAUGCGGUUAUAGCCUAUAUCCUGGUUUCGCGAUGCCAACGGGACAGCGUGGUAAAAGACAUACUGGAUUUGUCCGAUCGCCUGACUCGGAAUAUGGAUCGAGCUGGACUGAGACCGAACCCGCAGCUAAGAAGACUGCUGCACUUGAAGUCCUUUACAUUGGCAUACAUGAACAUUAGUUCAGUGGCAACGAUGCUCUUUCAACAAUCGGGAGUCCUGAAGACAUUACAGAAUAGCUUUGCUUACAGCAUUCUAAACAUAACUACGUACUUUUACUUUGCCUCCAAUUGGCAAAUAGCCAGGGGAUAUGAUUGUUUAAACCAACAACUUGGUUCAGGAAGGACGUCAGAAGAAGAGAUCAGAAAUCUCUGGUCCCUUCAUUUGCUUCUCGGGCGCAUGGCCCAGCGGAUAAACCGGAUCUAUGGACUCCAGAUGCUCGUCUGCCGACUGGAUUACAUCAUUUGCGACAUUGUUGGCGGCUAUAUUAGCAUUAUUUUCCAGAAUCAAGGAUUCAAUUUUCGAGUAGUGCAUGCGACUUCAAUAUUGUUGGCGCGAUCCCUGGACUUUUUCAUCAACGAUUUAAUAUGUGAAUUGAGUCAAAGAUAUCAGUGCCAUCCGAAGGACGAAGCAAGCGAGCGGAUAAUGUCCCAGGCGGUAAGGUAA
This is a messenger RNA of Drosophila serrata, 903 nucleotides long. Its product is annotated as putative gustatory receptor 59b. Gene Ontology annotation, biological process: sensory perception of taste. The record is from RefSeq and is a predicted model, not a curated record. Gene Ontology annotation, cellular component: membrane. Lineage: Eukaryota; Metazoa; Arthropoda; Insecta; Diptera; Drosophilidae.